AUGUCGAAAAUAUCCAAGAUCAAUCAUGCGGCGGGCAUCUUCGCCGACAUCUCCGUCGAUGGCCCAAUUAUCGGCACCUUGGUCUGUGUCAUUGACCGAGCUAAGAACCUGCCCAACAGGAAAACGAUGGGCAAGCAGAAUCCAUAUGCUGCCGCACGAUUAGGGAAAGAGGCAAAGAAGACACAAACAGAUUUGCGAGGAGGACAGACUCCGCGAUGGGAUUCCGAACUCCGAUUUACCGUACACGAAUCCCCAGACUACUUCAAAUUGAAGGUUUCGGUUUUCAACGACGAUAAGAAGACUGAUAUGAUUGGCGAAACCUGGGUUGAUCUACAGAACCUGAUCAUUCCAGGCGGGAGCCAGAACGAUCAUUGGCACCCGCUUCAAUGCCGUGGGAAAUAUGCAGGAGACAUUCGAAUUGAAAUGACAUACUAUGAUACCCGCCAACAAGAUGAGGCCAUCAUUGGACGCCGACAAGAAGCCGCAGAUAGGGUUCAAGGCAAAAUCUCAAGUACUCCUAGCAGUGCGAACACGGGCCUGUCUGGUCCUCGACAAUUGAAAGACGUCAAGCGACGGCCAUUGCCCAGCGGUCCACCAGGCGCCCCGGUCCGGCCUGCACCUCUGGAACAUGCUCAGUCUGCCCCUGUACUUCACCACCCUGUACCAUCAAGGCCGGCCAUUCCCGACCAUUCACACACACUUCCCGGGCCUCCAGAUGUCGUCUCCCACGCAUCGAGACAUCCAGAGCCAGUCUAUGAGGCACCUUCUCAUCCCGAACCCUCCCCUCUCCGGCCCCGUUCACGGAGUGGAUAUGAUGGUCCUAGUGAACAUCAUCCACCGGAAUGGGACAACUCAGCCAUGGCUCCUCUUCGCCGACAGAAUACCCACGAAUUGCCUUACGCCUCUAAUGAAGCCACUGAAACCCCAUACGACCCGCGCCUACAGCAACAGCAACAACUGCGGAGUUACGCCUCUAAUGAAGCCACUGAUGCGCCAUAUGACCAGCAUCUACAGCAACAGCAACAACUGCGGAGCUCCUCCAAUCAUGACCAACCACCUUCAAGAGAUUAUCGGGUAGCCAGGCAAGAUCAGCAUGAGAAUGUCCACGAUCUUGCAAAUCACCAUUCCUUGCAACAGGAGACAUAUGCUCAAGCUCAAAUACAGCAACCUCGAUACAACCCAGAUCCCAUGUCAUAUGGGGCCGCCCAUGUGUAUGAGCUCCCAGGGUCAGACUUCAUGUCUUCCUCUCCAGCGCUGGUGGAUGACCUGAGAUAUCACCAGCCCAGCAUCCGCCCUCUACAAAUCACCGCCCGACCCCACGAUUAUCAUCCGGAGUAUGCUGGAAUGCAACCACGUGUAGAAGACGAAGACGAGGACGGACCACCGCCCCCUCCACCAGUUCAUCGGUCGCAUGGGGCACACCCUCAAUUACCUACGCCGAGAUCCUCGCAUGACCCCUACGCACCAACGUACACAACCCAGUCGGCGUCUCGGUCACCGGUCCCUCAGCCUCCCUCGACUAUGUACACGCCAUCUUCCCAUGAUCGCUACCAGGAGCCUUUUGCCAAGGGCAGUUCCCCCGCUAUGCCCGCCAGUCUCGUGGCAGGAUACGAAUCCGGUGACUCCGCUGAGAGGGCCGCUCUCGAAAGUUCUGUUCGCGGACGCAGCACGCAUUGGGACGAUGAGAUGAUGCUUACUCAAGCACCUGUGCCUGUUGCUGUCCCCGCGUCAGCACCAGUCCAUCACGAUACCCCCGUCUAUCCUCUGCGAACUUCCCCGCGACCCAUCGAUCAAAGGCCCACUUCAAGCCGAGGUGGAUCUGUCAGCCCUGACUCGCGGGCUGUGACCCGAAAGUCAGUCAGUCCUCGACCUACCUCAUCAGAUGGCCGUGGUGGCUCUUCAAUCCCCUUCUCCCCAGACUCCUACAAUUCUCUCAAUCCGAAUACCUCGCAUACUCCCAGCCGGGAUCCUUCCCCAGCAUAUGACUCGCCUCUGCAAGCCAGAGACGCCGCGGUGCGUGCUAAGGUCGAAGCAAUGCGUGAUGCUGAACAGCCAAUUAUCGGUGACGAUGGCCGUGAGAUCGAUCCUUCUGACCACCUACCCACGGAUACAUGGGCUCCGGAACCAGAGAGAAAGAACCGCAAGCCUGAAGUCAUAAUCCGCUUCAAACACCAACCUCGACCAACAUCGAGAGGCAACGACGCUCCCUCGACUCGCAGCCCAGGCCCACCGCGCGUCGGUUUCAGAUCAGAGACAACCACCUAUCCCUCCGAUCGUCCGGUCAAAUACACACCCACCCACGUGCAGGCAAGCCCAGGGUCAAUGGUGCGCACCCCGCCUCGGCCAGAAUACAGCCGUGAGCGCUCUGACAGCUACGCACAAAGCCGUGCAUACAACACGCCCACUUCCGUUGACCGACCCCGCUCUUCGCGCAGCUCUGUUUCGCCUUCGCCGGGUUCUCGGUCUCCACUGUAUGACUACAACGCGGGUCCCCCGAUUCCUAAUAAAGUGCCAGUCAUCGGAGGAAGCUCUGGCUACCCCGUGAUGUCUGGCAACCCCAAUGGCGGGAAUGUUCGCAUGGAUGCCUUGAGUCGGGAGCUGAGCACGAUCGAUAUCGGCUCUCCGACUUGUAGCCCUGGUCGUGGGGCUGUACGCAAGUACGUACCCAGAGCUCCCGCAUCAAUGGGCUAUGCCAGUUAG
Molecule: messenger RNA, 2700 nt
Organism: Penicillium bovifimosum
Lineage: Eukaryota; Fungi; Ascomycota; Eurotiomycetes; Eurotiales; Aspergillaceae
Exons: 2
Coding region: 1-2700 (899 amino acids)
Source: RefSeq, a predicted model, not a curated record